AUGCUGAGCCCUACUUUUGUUCUGUGGGAUGUGGGUUGCUCGUUAUACACUUAUGGGUCUAUCUUCAUUAUUGCAUUAGUUAUUUGGCAUGUGAAAAGGAGCCGCCAAAGACUGAGGUUUGGACCGAACAAGAGUUGUUACAAGUGUCACCAGAGAAUCAAGCAAAAGUCUAGAGAUAGAACAUCAAGAGCUAGUAGGACGUCCAAGGAAGAAACAGAGAAACUGCAGAAGCUGCUCGCGACCAUGAAAAGCCAGGGCUGGCUUCCCCAGGAAGGAAGUGUCCGGAGGCUCCUGUGCUCAGAUCCCUCCUGCCCAGUCUGCAAUGCAAUGGCCCUGGAAAUCCAGCAGCUGCUCAGGGGUGGGAACAAACAGCCCUCUCAUGCUUCGCUGAGGCAGUCAAAGAGCUUCCCUAGCCUGCAGUCGUUGGCUCCAUCCAAGGCAGUGUUUGACAAGAGCUUGGAGUUCUGCUCCCAGCACUCCGGGACCGCUUCAUGGGCGUCCAGUUUCACACAGUCGCAAUCAACAGAUCAUAAGUCGUCUACUCAGUCAGCUGCCCCGUCAACUGGUGAUGCCAACUCCCAGCAUUACUGUCCUGGUCAUCAGCAAAAGCAGGAACCUCAAGGGUCAAACGUGUCCCAGGAUGCAGGCUCUCUGUCAUCGUCAAGCAUGGAAGAGCCUGGGAUUCCUGCAAGCCAGCAGAAGAGGAAGAAGAAAGACAAGAGACUCGUCUUGAAAAGCAAAGCACCCUCAGAAGCUGAAGGGGAAAACAAGAUGACGUUCUUCUCACACUGGGUCAACCCUGAGGUGAAAUGCGAAAGGCAGGAGGAACCCAUCGUCCCCUCUAAGUCUGAAGCAGAGGCCAAACCCAAGAAGGAAGAGCCUAAGAACUGUCAUGCUCCUCCCCAAGACCGUGCAGAGGGAGCUGGCAUGAAGAAGACCACAAGGGACCCAGAAGCCAAGCCUCUCUGUGCUAAGAACAACAUAGAUGGCUGGUCUGCUCGUGCUGAGGAGGUUCAGACCAUGCUAAGCUCUCCGUGCUUCCUGUGGGAUAGUGAAUACUCCUUAUAUGUCUGUUUCUGCAUCCUCAUCCUCAUCCUGAUUACCUGGCAAGUGCAACAGAGUUACUGCGGAUUGAAGUGCCAGCCCAAAAGGAGCUGCUGUCGGCGUCACCGAAAAGUCAAGCAAAGGGCUAGAGCUGCAGCAUGGAGAGCCAGGAGACUUUGCCAAGAAGAAACCGAGAAGCCAUGGGAGCUGCUCUCUGUCAUGAAAAGCCAAAGCUGGCUUCCCAAGGAGGAAGAUGUGAGGCAGCUCCUGUGUGUGGAUCCUGGCUGCCAAGUCUGUGAUGCUGCAACCCUAGAGAUCCAGCAUUUGCUGGGGAGUGAGAAAAGCCAGCCGCCCCCUGUGUUCCUGGGACUGCCACAGGGCUCUUCUUGCACGGAGCUGUUGCCCACAUCCACUGUGUCUUCGGAAGAGACUCUGGAGCCUUACACCGGGCGCUCCGACAGCUUCCCACUGCUGCCCAGGACUCCAACACUAAUGCGGCUGCCGGGACAGUCAGUGCAGCUGGCAGACGCAGGGGAAGUCCAGCAAUGCUGGGCUGAUCACCUCCAGGCAGGCCAGGACUUUUAUCUGGCAGACGCUGUGCCUGUGGUCUCAAAUACUAUGGCUCCGUCAAGGCUCGAGGAGCCUGUGGUUUUAAUGAUUGAGGAAGAGAUGAUGCACAGCGAUCUAAACUUUAUCCAGGAGAUCCAAGAUCAUGAUCCGGCCUUGAACUCACAGAUCCCUCUUCAAACCCUGAACCCAGAGAUUACUCAAGUCACACAACCUACGGCCUUAUCUAUUGUCACCACCAUCCCCCAGCCAUUCCACAGUCCUGGUGUGUUCAGGCUUCUUGAACUACAUGUGAAAAAAUUGAUGCAUUUCCAAAGAUGGGGGCUCCCCAGACGGGUAGAGGAGUCCCUAAGGCAACUUAUGCCAAACCCACCAAUGUAUUUCCAGCCAGAAAAUGAGCAACCGGGUUCUUUUAACCUGAAUAAUAAUACUCAUCAAGAACACGUUCAUAGGUUUGGGAGUAUUUCCCAGCAGACCUGGUCCUCAUAUAUGAGCAGGCAACCUACCCAGACCUUUUGGGUUUCUGAGUGGCCUAAUGUGGACCAAAACCAAAGACUGCACUCUGAACAAAUCUCAAGCCGUGUGGAAAAGCUCUCACCCAUGUCUGACCAUGAAGUUCUACGUACCCUCUGUCUACUGCCUGAGGGCCAGGCUAACGACCCCAGGCACAAUCUUCAAAAGAAAUUCACUCAGUUAUUCUGCGGUAGCCCUUCCAUGCACAGCGAGUCCUUAGUUUAUGCUUCCUUAGACACUCAAGGUCUCUCCAAGGACACAGUACAACCUUCCUACCAAGAGCCUCACGUCUUGAGGGAGCCCCCGUCCCUCCCCUCGCUGGCCCACACUCCACGUAACGCUGCCCUGCUCCCUUCAAGAUCUCCAAACGAGUCGUCUUCGCAUGAGCAGCAAGGGGCUCAGCUCGGGAUCCCAUUUCUAACUCUGGCUGAGAGCAAAACCUUGGAAUGGCACCUUCUACGAAGACAGCUUCAGCUUCAGUGGGGCCUGCCAGCGGCCAACCCCUUGUCUCCGUACGUGAGGAGCCCCGUACCGUAUAAGCCAUGCAAUAAAGCCAAACCGCAUAAGGCUUUAAAAGGCGCCUGGCCCCGAAAGUCCUUCUCAGUCCUCACCAGAGACCUUUUCUUCUUCCCUGAGCAUGCGCGCAGGCUGCUGGAGUUCCAUCUCCAGAAGCAGCUGAUUCACCUUCGCUGGGGACUGCCCCGGAAGAUCCAGCGCUCCAUCCACUUGGUCCUCUCCUCUACAGAGCAGCAGCCCCUGUCCUGCAGCAGCAGGGUGCUGCCCAGCGUGAGCAUCCCAGGGGACCCGAAGGCCGACGGGUCUGGUGACACAUUCUCACCCACAGUGGGCAGCAGGUCAAUCCCAGCGCCGCACUUGUUUGCCCAGGCCAGGGCAGUGCUGAAGCGCCAUGUUGAUUCCAAAUGUGACCAAAUCCUUGAGGGCAAGGCCCCUGCCUGUGUCCAAAGCUCCUGGCAAGGCAAACUUCCCGGGAGCUUGGCAGCAAGGACUUCAUUCCCAGACAUUGCACAAGGCCCGCCCGUGGAGCUACAGACAGAAAACAACCCUGACCUACAUCACAAACUUGUUCCCUGGAAGCCAACGGACCUUGACGAGGAGAAGCGAGCCUUAUCGGGCGCCCUCGUUGAACACUGUAAGCGUCCCCAAGCCUUGCCUGAGGAAACCAUUAAGAAACUGGAGACAACUCUACGGCAUAAGUAUCUGGCCUUCCUGUCAGGCCUGCCUGGCCGUUACUGUGUGGGCCCGUCUAGAACGGAGCCUUCAGCAACUGCUGGCCAAUCUGCAGUCACAGAGACGGUGCCCAGGCCUGUCAAAAGCCCAUGGGAACCCCUCUCUCAGAUGACCCCACUUGAAGACCCAAGUCCAAGUGAGCUUAAGCCCUGCACUCAAGGUGACAGUGACGUUGCCAAAGAGCUGCAGCCCGAAGUGCAGGUGGAAGGAGGGUCAGAGACCCAGCCUCCCCCGAAGGGCCCCUGCUCUUUAAACACAGUAAUCUUGGAAAGAAUGAGUUUCCACCUUAAAAAAAAACUCCUAGAGAUAAAGUUGGGAAUUCCUCUAAUGGUAAGUGAGUACAAAGAGCUAACUGCAGCGGCCCCAGAGGCCGGUGCCACACAGGAGCCUCGCCGGAGUCUAAGCAUCCCAGAAAGCCCGGUGCUGCAACAACAGCCCAUCGCAUGUGACUCUCCUCCAGCCCCACAGGCAAACAGUGUCCACCUUAAAAGACAGCAGGCUGCUGCAGCGCAGGCUGCAUACAAGGAGCCAAAACAACCCAGUCCCCAAGCCGCACCCCAUGGUUCUGCCCAGGGUGCCUCCAAGGCCUCACAAUUCAGCAGGAAUAUGAUUGAGGUCCAAGUACACUGUGUUCAGAUGGAGACCACUGGGGAAAAGCCCAGCCCAAAGGACCCCUUUAGCACUGAGCUCCAAAGCCCUGGCAAGAGCCUGUACUCAGCCCUUGUGCCCACAUGGACAGAAAAGAGGGAAGAGCCAAGGAAACCCAAGGCAGUGGGGAACCUUGGAGAAGGAGACGCAGGUCUUGGGCUUUUCCCAGCCAGUGAGAAAACACACCAGGAUGGAGAUCGGAAAAAGCACAGGAUGACCCAAGCCUCUGUACACCACGGCCACAGCUCUCAUCUGAUGGACACCUACCGUCCCAGCCCCUGGGGCUCCCCUGAGCUUGGGUUCCCAGAUCCACCUCCAGAAGUUCUUAUGGAGGCCGAAUCUGCGCAUGGCAUGCAAGUCGGUCAAAGCAAGGCGAGUGUCACCCAGGAACCUUCCAGGAUGGUGCUCAGGCUCUCCCAGGCCUCCCACGACCUUCCUUUGCCUCGCCCACCAGUUCAGGGAAAGCCUUUUCUGGGCCAGACUUGGCAAGGUCACAGCUCACCAGGGCAGGUGAUGCCAGUGUCUCCUCACAUUAGGCCCAGCCUUCUUCCAGAGGCUGGCUUGAAAAACAAGGUGAAAUCUUUUCUCCAGUCUAUCAACCCCAUGAUAAAAGGCAAACCACACACACAGUCACCCACAGCCUGCACACCCAGGAAAGUGGCCAAACCCAGUAAAGGAAAUGCUAAAAAGGGUCUGCCUCAGGCCAAAAGCCCUGCCAGGAAAACUAAGACAGAGAACUCCAGGGGGCCCAAGGCCCAACCUGCAUCCUCAGAGAAGUCUGUAAUCGCAUCCUUUUUAACUGCUUCCCAUAAUCCAGACAGUAAGCUCCCACCGCCGCGUGCCCGACAGCUUGGCUCUGCCUCAGUACCAGGCCAGCCCCGCCAUUGCCCUCGGCACUGUCCUAAACUGUCUUGUUAUGCCCAACACAGAAACCCACGGUAG
Molecule: messenger RNA, 4962 nt
Organism: Acomys russatus (golden spiny mouse)
Lineage: Eukaryota; Metazoa; Chordata; Mammalia; Rodentia; Muridae
Product: protein FAM205A-2-like
Source: RefSeq, a predicted model, not a curated record